GGCGGCGGGAGGCCGGGGCUGAGGCCGAGGCCGGGACUGCGAGGCCUUUGGGGAGGCAGGCGGCGGCGGCAGCCCGGGGCCCGAGUCCGGAGGCAGGAGCGGCCGCCAUGGCCGAGAGCAUCAUAAUCCGCGUCCAGUCCCCAGAUGGAGUGAAGAGGAUCACAGCAACAAAGAGAGAAACGGCUGCAACAUUUUUGAAAAAGGUUGCAAAGGAGUUUGGCUUCCAAAACAACGGCUUCUCAGUUUACAUCAAUAGAAACAAGACUGGAGAGAUAACAGCAUCGUCCAGCAAGUCCCUCCAUUUGCUAAAAAUCAAGCAUGGCGAUCUGUUGUUCCUGUUUCCCUCCAACCUUGCUGGACCCUCCUCUGAAAUGGAAACAUCAUCGACCUCACUAGGGUUAAAGGCCUUCGGUGCUCCUAAUGUGGUUGAAGAUGAGAUCGAUCAAUACCUCAGCAAGCAGGACGGGAAGAUUUAUAGGAGCCGCGACCCACAGCUAUGCCGCCAUGGCCCCUUGGGGAAGUGUGUGCAUUGUGUCCCGCUGGAGCCAUUUGACGAGGACUAUUUGAACCACCUGGAGCCCCCAGUGAAGCACAUGUCCUUCCACGCCUACAUCCGGAAGCUGACUGGAGGGGCUGACAAGGGGAAGUUUGUUGCUCUGGAGAACAUCAGCUGCAAGAUCAAGUCUGGGUGUGAGGGACAUCUCCCAUGGCCCAAUGGCAUCUGCACCAAGUGCCAGCCUAGUGCUAUCACCCUGAACAGACAGAGAUACAGACACGUGGACAACAUCAUGUUUGAGAAUCACACUGUUGCUGACCGCUUCCUUGACUUCUGGAGAAAGACCGGAAACCAGCACUUCGGGUACUUGUACGGCCGGUACACGGAGCACAAGGACAUCCCCCUCGGCAUCAGGGCCGAAGUGGCUGCAAUUUAUGAGCCCCCGCAGAUUGGUACACAGAACAGCUUGGAGCUUUUGGAAGAUCCGAAAGCUGAGGUGGUUGAUGAGAUUGCUGCCAAACUUGGCCUGAGGAAGGUUGGAUGGAUAUUCACGGACCUUGUCUCAGAAGAUACCCGAAAGGGUACAGUCCGAUACAGUCGGAAUAAGGACACCUAUUUCCUGAGUUCAGAAGAAUGCAUCACUGCAGGAGACUUUCAAAACAAGCAUCCCAACAUUUGCCGGCUCUCUCCCGAUGGCCAUUUUGGAUCCAAGUUUGUCACUGCAGUGGCUACAGGUGGUCCGGACAACCAGGUUCACUUUGAAGGGUACCAGGUAUCCAAUCAGUGCAUGGCACUGGUCCGAGAUGAAUGUCUUCUGCCUUGUAAGGAUGCCCCUGAGCUGGGCUAUGCCAAGGAGUCCAGCAGUGAGCAGUAUGUUCCUGAUGUGUUCUACAAGGACAUAGACAAGUUUGGCAAUGAGAUCACGCAGCUGGCCCGCCCCCUGCCUGUGGAGUAUCUGAUCAUAGAUAUCACAACCACCUUCCCCAAGGAUCCAGUUUACACUUUUUCUAUUUCACCAAAUCCGUUUCCUAUUGAAAACCGGGAUGUACUGGGUGAAACACAGGACUUCCACAGUUUGGCCACCUAUUUGUCCCAGAAUACCUCGUCCGUGUUCUUGGAUACCAUCUCCGACUUUCAUCUGUUGCUGUUUCUGGUCACCAAUGAAGUCAUGCCACUGCAGGACAGCAUCAGCCUGCUGCUGGAAGCCGUGAGGACCAGAAAUGAGGAGCUGGCGCAGACAUGGAAAAAAUCUGAACAGUGGGCGACCAUCGAGCAACUCUGCAGCACUGUUGGUGUGCAGCUCCCAGGCCUCCACGAGUAUGGUGCAGUCGGGGGCUCUGCUCGUGCUGCCACCUCUGCCAUGUGGGCCUGCCAGCACUGCACCUUCAUGAACCAGCCUGGCACGGGCCACUGCGAGAUGUGCAGCCUCCCCAGGACCUAGGGCUCUGGCUCUGCUGGGUGGGACUGGCCAGCCCAGCCCUCUCUCAUCUGUAAGGCCUGGAGCAGUGAGGCCAGCUGCCCUGCUGUCCCUGGGUAUACUGAAGCUUCUCAGUGCAGAUCUCGAAGAGAAAGAACCCCAGCUGUUGUGCUGGGGUUGAACAGAACCUCCCAACUGGAAAGGCAGAGCAUCCCUGCCCAAGAACACCCCACUUGCCUCACCUAGUUAACAGCUCCCCGCCAUAUGGGAGGGACUGAGCACCUCCAAACAAUCACCUGGACUGGGGUACACCGAGAGGUCGCUGCUGUCACCCAGCCGUCUUUCCCCCCUAUAUGCUUUUUGUUUUCUGCCUCCC
This is a messenger RNA of Acomys russatus (golden spiny mouse), 2289 nucleotides long. It is a transcript of the gene Nploc4, whose product is annotated as NPL4 homolog, ubiquitin recognition factor. Gene Ontology annotation, molecular function: ubiquitin binding; ubiquitin protein ligase binding. Lineage: Eukaryota; Metazoa; Chordata; Mammalia; Rodentia; Muridae. Gene Ontology annotation, cellular component: nucleus. The record is from RefSeq and is a predicted model, not a curated record. The transcript is spliced from 17 exons. Gene Ontology annotation, biological process: ubiquitin-dependent protein catabolic process. The coding region runs from base 108 to 1937 and encodes 609 amino acids.